Messenger RNA from Owenia fusiformis, 1178 nucleotides. Lineage: Eukaryota; Metazoa; Annelida; Polychaeta; Sabellida; Oweniidae. The record is from the annotation of a GenBank genome assembly.
AUCUAUUGUUAAUGCAGAAAUUAGAUAAUAGUCUGAAUUGUUUGAAAGCUAAGUUGUUUGAAGGAUGUAUCCAUGGCUACCACAAAACAUUAUUUAUGUAUGAUUUGGAAAAUUGUACCAUAGAAUCCCCGUGAAGAAAGUCAUUAAGUAUUAAUAUUAAUUUUGUUUGACACGGGGAAGUUCCAUCAUUUAAAAAACGUACGUAGCACAGUUCGGAUAAGACAGAAGUAAAAGAAGGAUACGUGAAAAAAACUGUAGCCUCGAACAUACAACAAAGUUGCUCCAACGAUGAACAAGAACUGUUCGACUUUAAUCAUUCUGGUCAUGGCGUACUUGCAGGCUUUUUUGGACUUUUCAUUCGGACGGACAUUUUAUAGAUCCGAAAACAGAAUGUUACUGAAUGUCACGCACGUGAUACCAAAGUUGUCAAUCGAAGAAUGCGCCAUUUACUGCGAGUCAACCAGUGGCUGUGUUCAGUUCAAUUUUCGGAAGAGUAAUGGCGACGAUACGUGUCAAUUAUUAUCAACAAGUGGCACCCUUAUAAAGAACCAAUAUGAUUAUGACCUUUGGCGACCCGAGAAACCACUUGGAUUGAUCUAUACGGGAUGUAGGGGGCAAUUCAGCUAUUCAAAAUUGAGGGAUAAUACACCUUAUGACAACCUAACACUGCAGGGAUGUGUUGACGAUUGCAGACAAAAAGGAAAGAAGUUUGCAGGAGCCUACGGAGGUUUUCGAUGUCUAUGCGGAGAUCUACUCUAUUAUGCAACGAGUAAUUGCACAAUACCAUGUAAAGGGAACGCUGCAGAGAUAUGCGGCGGCGAAGAUGGUCAGCACUUGUCCACAUAUGUUGUAAACUGGUAACAUAUCAACACUGGACGGAAAACUAUUUAUUUAAUCAUUUUAUGGAAUAAAAAACCUUGCAUUGCAUUUCAUUACUUGGACUGCAUAAUGAACCAAUUGAUAUGCGAGGGCAAACAAUUAAUGUAGCAGAAAUGCACUGUUCCUGUUUCAUUUAUAUUCUAAUUACGUCAACGAUAUUACGGCUAGGCUAGAUUUAAUUUGUCUACUAUUUUAGUGUAGUCAAAUACAAAAAGUUCAUAGUUUAUAAAUCAUUGCAUACAGAUUUGAAUUAUAAGGUGAAUUAAAUUAAUCAGCAGUCUGUAAUGCUAAAAGGUGAA